Molecule: messenger RNA, 647 nt
Organism: Tarenaya hassleriana
Lineage: Eukaryota; Viridiplantae; Streptophyta; Magnoliopsida; Brassicales; Cleomaceae
Product: COBW domain-containing protein 1-like
Exons: 3
Coding region: 20-634 (204 amino acids)
Cellular component (GO): cytoplasm
Source: RefSeq, a predicted model, not a curated record
CCUGUCGAAAAAGGCAUCGAUGGUUGCGGUGAAGUCUCUUAUGCAUUUAGAAGGUUCUUCGCGCAGGCAUAAAACCGGCGACGGCGGAGAAGAAGGCGAAAGAGUGGAAAUGGCGGACGACGAAGAGCCUCCCAUGGCUGUCCUAAUCGAACCUGCCUUCUCCUACGGACUGACUACGCCGGAAAAAGAACGAUGCGUCACUGUUUCGGUGGGUGUCACCGUCAUCACCGGCUAUCUCGGCGCCGGAAAAUCCACCCUUGUGAAUUAUAUAUUGAAUGGGAACCACGGGAAGAGAAUCGCGGUGAUAUUGAAUGAGUUUGGCGAGGAGAUAGGAGUGGAGAGGGCCAUGAUUAACGAAGGGGAAGGAGGUGCACUUAUCGAAGAAUGGGUUGAGCUUGCUAAUGGCUGUAUUUGCUGCACGGUAAAACAUAGUCUUGUUCAAGCUCUUGAGCAGCUUGUGCAGAGAAAAGACAGGCUUGAUCAUAUAUUGCUGGAGACUACUGGUUUGGCAAAUCCAGCGCCUCUGGCUUCUGUUCUUUGGUUGGAUGAACAGUUAGAAUCGGAGGUCAAGCUUGAUUGCAUUGUCACGGUGAUUAUCAAAUCACAUUUCUUAUUGCUUCUUUUCUUGGCCUAGCUCGAACGUGAUU